Gossypium raimondii (Peruvian cotton) is the source of this 1676-nucleotide messenger RNA. RefSeq names its product gibberellin receptor GID1B. The coding region runs from base 404 to 1438 and encodes 344 amino acids. Gene Ontology annotation, biological process: raffinose family oligosaccharide biosynthetic process; floral organ morphogenesis; positive regulation of gibberellic acid mediated signaling pathway. The transcript has 2 exons. Lineage: Eukaryota; Viridiplantae; Streptophyta; Magnoliopsida; Malvales; Malvaceae. Gene Ontology annotation, molecular function: gibberellin binding; hydrolase activity. Gene Ontology annotation, cellular component: nucleus; cytoplasm. The record is from RefSeq and is a predicted model, not a curated record.
AUAUAGGUAGACACACGUAGACACAUAUCUUUGCGUCCUCUCUCUGAUAUUUUCCUCUCUUUCUCCCUUCCAUUUCUCUCCCUCUAUUUAGUGGUGUUGGGUUCUUUUUUUCUUCAGAAAGGAAGUGUCUCUUCUUGUUCAGAACAAAAAAAAAAAAAAGCCAAAGAAAGGAGGGAGAGUAUAGAGACUCCAGUACAAAAGAGCAAAAAAAAAAAAAGAAAAAGAAAAAUCCGGAACCAAACAAUAAUUCUCUUACUUUUUAGUGUUUUUUUCUUUCUUUCUUCUUGUUAUGAGGCUUUCUUUGGGAAGAUAAGUUUCAUUUCCUUUCUUGGGGGUUUUCUUUAAAACCUUUUGUUUUUGCUUUUCCUUCUUGGAGUUCUUUUCCAGUCCGGUUUGUUCGGCCAUGGCCGGUAGCAAUGAAGUCAACCUCAAUGAAUCCAAGAGGGUUGUUCCAUUGAAUACAUGGGUCCUCAUUUCCAAUUUCAAGCUAGCUUACAAUCUACAACGCCGUCCUGAUGGAACCUUCAACCGAGAUUUAUCCGAGUUCCUUGACCGUAGAGUCCCUGCCAAUAUAAACCCUGUCGAUGGGGUUUUCUCCUUCGACCAUGUCGACGGUGCCACUGGUCUUCUAAACCGGGUUUAUCAGCCUUCUUCGUUGAAUGAGGCUCAAUGGGGCAUGGUAGACCUUGAGAAACCUUUGAGCACAACUGAAAUUAUUCCUGUCAUAGUGUUCUUCCAUGGUGGAAGCUUCACUCAUUCCUCCGCUAAUAGUGCUAUCUAUGACACCUUUUGUAGACGCCUCGUUAGCCUUUGUAAGGCCGUUGUGGUGUCUGUAAAUUAUCGCCGAUCGCCUGAACAUAGAUACCCUUGCGCGUACGAUGAUGGUUGGGCGGCUCUUAAGUGGGUUAAAUCAAGAACUUGGCUUCAAAGUGGGAAGGAUUCUAAUGUCCAUGUCUACUUGGCUGGUGAUAGUUCUGGUGGAAAUAUAGCUCACCAUGUAGCCGUGAGAGCGGCCGAAGCUGAUGUCGAGGUAUUAGGUAACAUUCUUCUUCAUCCGAUGUUUGGUGGGCAGAAAAGAACAGAAUCCGAAAAACGAUUGGAUGGGAAGUAUUUUGUCACGCUGCACGACCGCGACUGGUAUUGGAGAGCGUAUCUACCGGAAGGGGAAGAUAGAGACCAUCCAGCUUGUAAUCCAUUUGGUCCUCGGGGUCGAAGCCUCGAAGGGCUUAAGUUCCCCAAAAGUCUUGUUGUCGUGGCCGGUUUGGACCUCAUUCAAGAUUGGCAAUUGGCAUAUGUUGAAGGGCUUAAAAAAUCCGGGCAAGAGGUGAAACUUCUCUUCCUAGAGAAGGCUACGAUCGGGUUCUACUUCUUGCCGAACAACAAUCACUUCUAUUGCCUCAUGGAGGAGAUAAAGAACUUCGUCAACCCUAACUGUUAAUAGUCUCCACUUAACCGUAACUACAGUCAGCGUAUACAUAAAUCCUAAAUAUAAAGAUUUUGUUCCAUGUCCAAACAUUGUUUCUGGGUUUCAGACAAGCAAACCCUUUUGUCUGUUAGGCAUGGCAAUGGUGAAGUACUUGGAACUAUAGUGUUGUAAGGACAGUGAUUCUUUAAUGUUUCUUCAUAUUAUAACCAUAAAUGACCUAAUAAGUGGAUACUUGUUUACCAAGUUAAAA